Messenger RNA from Electrophorus electricus (electric eel), 1869 nucleotides. It is a transcript of the gene rp9, whose product is annotated as RP9 pre-mRNA splicing factor. The record is from RefSeq and is a predicted model, not a curated record. Gene Ontology annotation, biological process: RNA splicing. NCBI's taxonomy places the organism in Eukaryota, Metazoa, Chordata, Actinopteri, Gymnotiformes, Gymnotidae.
AGUAGAUUAAGAGGAUACACUAUUAACUUUUGUUAGCUUAACUGAAAUAGCUUGGAUUUUGCGAGUGUUGUAUCAAAAGAAUUAAACUAACUGUGGUGCCAUACGUGCACGUUUAACAGAAACACGAAACUGUCUGCAAUGUCAGAUAGAAAACGGCGGAAAGAGUACCACGAGAAAAAACGAGAUAAACAGAAAGUUAAAGAAUCCAAACAUGAGGAGGACAAAUACAAGAAACAAACUGCAAAACUCAGCCAGGAGGUGCAAACGUUGAAACAUGUGGAGACUUUCUAUGAAAAUCCUCCACCUGGGCUUAUAAAGGAAGAUGAAGACAAACCUGAGGACUGUAUUCCUGAUGCCCCUGGUAAUGAACAGGCCAGGGAUUUUUUGGCUCACGCCCCCACUAGAGGAUUGUGGAUGCCUUUGGGGAAGGAAGUGAAAGUCAUGCAGUGCUGGAGAUGCAAGCGAUAUGGCCACAGAACUGGUGACAGAGAAUGUCCUUUUUUCAUCAAGGGGAACCAGAAACUGGAGCAAUUCAGAGUGGCACAUGAAGAUCCAAUGUAUGACAUUAUUAGGGAAAACAAACGCAAUGAAAAAGAGACAAGGAUCCAGCAGUUGAGGCAGCUCCUACAAGACACCACCUCUGACUCCGAGUCCACCACUAGCUCCUCCUCUUCUGGCCAUGCCCACAAGAAGAAGAAAAAAGAGAAGAAGAAAAAGAAGGAGAAGAAGAAAAAACGCAAGAAGAAAAAGCACAAAUCAAAGACUAGUGAUGUAUCUGACUGAGUGAGGAAAGUGGGUAUGGGUGUGUCUGUUGGAAGAUGAGGACAUGCUUCUAGAAGCUUCUGUGGAUGAUAUGCUAUGCCAGAGGACUCUCAGCCUUCUGGGCUCUUCCUCAUGCUGCUUAAUAAUUCAUGCAGGCAUUUCAUUUCAGCGGUCACAAGGGAUGACUAACUCAUGGCAUCUUUUUCGGCUUCCCUAUAGCUGGGUAUCAGACUAUUGGCAUGUGUGCACCGCAGGUUCAAGAUUGUCCUUGCCUAUGGAAAUGAAGCAAAGCCUGUUGUGAAUGGAUGAGUUUGAGAGUCAGUGUUACUAAGUUUUGUAAUAGUGCUGCAUAGUAUUUCUUUGUGGUUUAUUGAAUGUUGUGCCCUUCUUGCAGUUGGUUCCCUGUGUGUUUAAAAGGUUUUUUGGUAUGCAUCCCUAAAUUGUUAGACAAGAAAUUGCAAAUAUCCACAAAAUGUAUUAAUGCUACACUGUUGUAAAUGCUUAAAUUUAUCAUAAGAAAACUAAUUAACACAUUUUCCGUGUUUCAUGUAUGUUUUGGUUGUUGUAUUAUGCUUGGAUAGAGAAUUAUGUUUCACAUGCUCUGUAUCUGAUGCUAAUGUUUUCUACACCACUCAGCUCUAUGUUGUACCUCACCAUAACACUGGUCCUCAGAGGGGUCACAAAUUUGAAUGUUAACCUUGUACACGGGGGAAAAAGACUUUCCUUCAAUCUUGAAACUAAGCCUGCAAACCUGGAUUCCCUGAGCUGUAUUAAUAGGUAUACAACUAGCAUGUGUGAAUUUUGUACUAUUAAACAGUGCUACACACCCAAAGAGCACUUUCACCAUGCCAAAUCGUAAUUAGAUGAUUUUUAUAUAUCUGAGCCAUACAAAAGCUUACUGAAAAUGAUAAGCAGGCUGUUUAACUGAAGCCUUGGGACAGAUUUAAUUUGAUUUUAGAAUUAUUUGUGGACCUAGUAUAAUCACUAACCUUUAGCAAGCAUGUGUGUAAUCGUGUGCUUAUACCCCUUCUCAUACCUCUUUUCCAUGGUAGCGCCGUCUCUGUGGAGAUUUGGCCUAGGGCAUUAGAUAAAUCAGCAGCAUUAGAA